CAAUGUUAACAUUCCAAAGGAGUCCAGAGCCUCAGAGUCAGGAUCUAGGAUGCCAGAGAAAGGAUGGAGAGCAAUCUCCACAAAUCCUGGGGUUUUGUAUAAAGGCAACGGCUAAGAAGGAAGGAAAUAGCAAAACCCCCGUCAACACUGUUGAGUCUGGACACCAUCUUGAGAAUGUCCCAUUUCAAUAAUUGGAAGAGCGCCCAAACGAGCCAGAGCUUGACGUCACAGGACAGCAUCAGGGUUUCUCAUGAGAGGAAAAGUGAGAACAAAAAUCAUGAAGAGCUUCCAGAGAGCCACCACUCAUCCCACGGUCAGGACAAGGAGGGAGUCUGGCUUCCUGGGAGCAGAACUGAAGAGGCAGAAGAAGACCCGGCUGCAGAGGAGGGACCUUUUCUCAGUAAAACAGAACUACAAAAAGAUACGCAAGGAGCAUGUGACAGCAAAGUCGUUGGACAAGGUCGUGAAUUGUCCCCUCCAACAACAAAGAGCAUCCGAAUAUACGACGCGAGCCCCUUUUCUUCUUACCCGUUGCAGGCUGAGAAGAUGAGUCCUCACAGAAGGGCACGUAUGGCCCGUCUGCCCCAGCAGGGCCCUUUCCGGCACCUUAUGGACAUGAAGGCAGAGAAGAGGCUGGCGGGGUGGAAGGAACGCCGUAGCCGCUUUGGUGACAUCAACGUGCACAAAUGCUAUCAGUUUGGGCAGGUCUUCUCUCCUUUCCAGGCUCUGGCCACCACAGAGAUGCGAAGGCUGGUGCUGCCCAGAGACUUGCCCAUGAGUUCUCACAGGCGGAGAAUAAACCCUUCAUCCCUCGGUGACAUGAACCUCCAGGAUUCACCCCUGUCUCCAGAGCUGACAUUGGGAAACGAUGAUGGCCAUCAUGAGAAGGACAAGCCAGGUCCUCUCCCACGUGAUGGACGUUACAGAAGCCUCAAACCUCUGCUUGCAUCUCAUCACUGCGCCUGGAAGACUAUUCCAUCCUUGACCUCAUUCAAACUUCUGAAGGCAUUUCCUGAGUGUGUACCCUACUUGCUAGAUCUGAGUCAGGCUCAGCGGAAAACAGUGAACAUAGAAGCCCUGCUCGAAGGGAGUCCUGAGGAUGCUCUCCCCAUUGCCUCUGGUUGGUCCUCCUCAUCUGCUCUGUGUACCUCACUUCCAGCUCUGCCCUACCUAGACCUCCUCACCAGGGCAACCACCACCAAUGAUAUGACCUGAAAACAGUGUCUACCCUAGAUCUCCAUUGUAGGGACCGUGAGCAUAUCACCCCUGGGUAUCGUCACACAUGGCAGCAGGUGACUGUGCUUUGGCAAUAAUCUGAAUGUCUCCAAUGUUCCCGGCACUGUUCGGGGCACCCCGGGAGAUGCAGCCUCUCCCCAUCCACUCAACCUUAAACAUAAAAGUUAUAAGGACAUGUGUAUAAAUGAGCUCCGUG
This is a messenger RNA of Mus musculus (house mouse), 1432 nucleotides long. Its product is annotated as RIKEN cDNA 1700012B07 gene. Bases 175 to 1215 code for a protein of 346 amino acids. The transcript is spliced from 6 exons. The record is from RefSeq and is a predicted model, not a curated record. Lineage: Eukaryota; Metazoa; Chordata; Mammalia; Rodentia; Muridae.